UGUUCAUCGGAUGAAUUAGGGAAAAGAGAUAUUCAUGAGAUAUUUUCAUCGACGCUAUGUUGUUACCACCACCACCAUCUCCAUCACUGGAUGCAUGAUCCAUGGCUUCCCUUAGCCAAAUAUUCCUUAUUCUGAUCGUUAUCUCUUCUUCUCCUUUCUGCUCCGGCGGAAGUCGAAAGGAACUCCGAGAUAAAGAUAACAUUGGUGAGAGUUACACACAGUCUAAUUAUGUUGUUGGAUCUAAGUCUGUUGAUCCGAGGCGUGUUCUUCAGCUUUCAUGGCAACCAAGGUCAGGGUCUUCCUUUACCGUGGAUUCUUGUCAGAGGAAGAGUGUGAUCAUCUGGCGAAGGAAACUUCAGAGGUUAAAUCAGGGGAUGGUGAUGGGAAGACGCACCUUUCAAGUUCUGACCACCUCUUAGAUGUUCCGGACCCAAUAGUUGCUGGGAUUGAAGAAAGAAUUUCUGCCUGGACUUUCCUCCCAAGAGAAAACAGCGGUCCCAUCAAGGUAAGAAGUUACAGUUUGGAGAAACCAGGCAACAAGUUGGAUUAUUUUGGAGAUGAAUCUAGCUCUGUGUCGCAUGAGUCUUUGUUGGCAACCGUCAUCCUCUACGUCUCAAACACCACUCAAGGCGGAGAGCUUCUCUUCCCAAAUGCAGAGGUGAAACUCAAAAGGAGUUGGUCCGACUGCUCAGAGACGGGAGAGACGGGUAACAUCUUAAGACCGGUAAAAGGAAACGCAGUUCUGUUCUUCAGCAGACACUUGAAUGCGACUUUGGACCAGACAAGCACUCAUUUUAGAUGCCCUGUCCUGAAAGGGGAACUGCUGGUGGCGACGAAACUGAUAUACGCGAAGAAACAAGCAAGAAAGGAUGAGGAGGAGAGUGGUGAGUGCAGUGAUGAAGACGAGAGCUGUGGACGAUGGGCUGAGCUUGGGGAGUGCAAGAAAAACCCUGUCUAUAUGAUUGGCUCUCCUGAUUACUUUGGCACCUGCAGAAAAAGUUGUAACGCUUGUUGAUUCUUGAAAAGUACUAUUCUCAUCAUAUUGGAAAACAAUGGUGGCAUAAUUGAAACUUUUUCAAUAUCACAGCUGUUUUUUUCCUGUGGUUUUGUAUAGUUUACACUUGAGUACAACUCACGAUUCCAUUUAUUUUA
Molecule: messenger RNA, 1152 nt
Organism: Brassica oleracea var. oleracea
Lineage: Eukaryota; Viridiplantae; Streptophyta; Magnoliopsida; Brassicales; Brassicaceae
Product: probable prolyl 4-hydroxylase 12
Exons: 7
Coding region: 278-1015 (245 amino acids)
Biological process (GO): peptidyl-proline hydroxylation to 4-hydroxy-L-proline
Cellular component (GO): endoplasmic reticulum
Molecular function (GO): iron ion binding; procollagen-proline 4-dioxygenase activity; L-ascorbic acid binding
Source: RefSeq, a predicted model, not a curated record